This is a messenger RNA of Hibiscus syriacus, 937 nucleotides long. Its product is annotated as ubiquitin-conjugating enzyme E2 2-like. The record is from RefSeq and is a predicted model, not a curated record. Lineage: Eukaryota; Viridiplantae; Streptophyta; Magnoliopsida; Malvales; Malvaceae. The transcript has 6 exons. The coding region runs from base 115 to 663 and encodes 182 amino acids.
UUCUGUAUGAUUAGCAUUUAAAUUGAUGUUUCCAAGCAAUUAGUGCUUGAGAUUCCAAGUUGUGAAUGUUUAGUUAGAACCGUGGGAUGUUUAACUAGAUUUUAUGGGAUUGGAAUGAGUUGCUUCUUGUUGUGUAGCCCUCGACUUAGUGGUCCUUUCAUCCUCUGCAUGCACCUCAAAGUAAAUAUUGAGGAGGAGGUGAGGAUGUCGACUCCUGCGAGGAAGAGACUGAUGAGGGAUUUUAAGAGGUUGCAGCAAGAUCCUCCUGCUGGAAUUAGUGGUGCCCCUCAAGAUAACAACAUUAUGCUCUGGAAUGCUGUUAUAUUUGGGCCUGAUGACACCCCAUGGGAUGGAGGUACGUUUAAGCUGACACUUCAGUUCACGGAGGAUUAUCCAAACAAGCCACCCACGGUUCGUUUUGUAUCUCGAAUGUUCCAUCCAAAUAUAUAUGCUGAUGGAAGCAUCUGUUUGGACAUUUUACAAAAUCAAUGGAGUCCAAUUUAUGAUGUAGCUGCAAUACUGACAUCUAUUCAGUCAUUGCUCUGUGAUCCAAAUCCAAACUCCCCCGCAAAUUCAGAAGCUGCUCGGAUGUUUAGUGAAAACAAGCGCGAAUACAAUAGGAGAGUACGUGAGAUUGUCGAGCAGAGUUGGACUGCCGAUUGAUAUCUCAUGUUCGACUCCGUAGUAAGAACGAAGCGUGAAUAUAAUAGGAGAGUAUGUGAGAAUGUCAAGCGGAGUGCGGACCGCCGAUUGAUAGCUCGAGGUUUGGUUUCUAUGGAACAGCAAAAAUAGUCCAAUGGCCUGUCUAAAUAACAUUGAAAACUGAAAAUGUGUUGCGUACUAUUUUGACUCUAUUAGUUGUUUGUGUCGUGAAAAUGAACGAUUCUUCUAGGGCAGCACUUUCAUCUAGUAAUCAAAAAGCAUAAAUAAGCCAUAA